AAAAAAAGCAAUAGUGGGGUUUUGAGGUUAAAUUACUUUAGAGUAUUCGGAAAUUAAAUUAGACAGAUAUUUAAAAUUAUUAACAGUUAGCAUAUUACCCAAUUACAAAUGGCAUUGAGAAAUAAUAUUCACCAGUAUAUCAAAACUGUUCCAAAAGAUUCAAGACCGUUUGUCCGCUUCUAUUCUGAGCAAGUUGAUACAAAUGAGGGCGAAAAAUCUGUUGAUCCCACAAAAGAUAGAACAACUAAUGUACCAGUUGAAACAAGCAUGAAAUAUAUUCAAAGUGCUGCAUAUAAACAGACCUAUGGAGAAAGUCCUGUUUGGGUAUUGUAUCGCCGUAACCACAAAGGUGGUUUCGCACCUAAAAAGACAAGAAAGAGUUGUGUCAGAAAUGGAGUAAUAUCUACGGGAAAUCCAUGCCCAAUAUGUCGUGAUGAAUAUUUGGUUUUGGAUCAUAGAAAUACUGGUUUGUUGAAGCAGUUUAUUUCAGAAUAUACUGGACAGAUAUUGGAUGCUUUUAAAACUGGACUGUGUCAAAAAAAACACAAAGAACUGCUUGUUGCAAUUGAGAGAGCAUGGGACCAAGGUUACUUGACAUAUGAUGUACCGUUCAGGAAGUAUGAUUAUUCAUUGUAUGAUAAAAAGACCUCAUCAUAAUAAUGCAAC
Molecule: messenger RNA, 666 nt
Organism: Chilo suppressalis (striped riceborer)
Lineage: Eukaryota; Metazoa; Arthropoda; Insecta; Lepidoptera; Crambidae
Source: the annotation of a GenBank genome assembly